CGCCUCCUCGCGCGAGCCCGCCGGAGCCGCUCGCCCUACCCCGCCGCCUCCUCGCUCGCGCGCGCCCGCCGGAGCCGCUUCCCUUCGUCGCUGCCCUCCCCGCACGCCUGCGCCGCCGCUCCCCUCUCCACGCGCAGCCCGCUCCGCCGCAUACCUCCGGCACUCCAUCCUCCACUCCCCGCACUUCUCUGAUGUAACCGCAUCCGUCUUCCCAGCUCUCCCCUUCUCUCUCUCGGUCUCGCCACGCGCCGCUCCUUUCUCCCUCAAUGGCUCCAGCCGCAUUGGACGCCGGCGGUUGGUGAGCAUCAGAAGGACAGCGCAUGCGUUUCAUCGUUGUCUUGUGAGGUGAGGUUUUCUUUGGUUAGCAGUAAAAAUCUGGUGAGUGGUGAGGUUUUAGGUCAUGUUUAGAUUCUACUAUUUCAGUAAUGCAAACUUGCCUGGUCACCACAUUGUAGGGACAAUAACUGAAGCCAAUAAUUACUUAAUUAGUAGGAAACGAGAUGUGCUGAAUCUGAUCUGAAUAUCUCAUGUAUAUAACCAUAUUUCUUGGGGUGCAGCUGACUAUGAUCCAGUGACUGAUGUUCACUCUUAAGUCGCAGAAUUGUGUGUUUAUAGGAGACCCGGCACAAGAGCAAAAUAGUUGUCUGAACACCACAGCCAAUGAUGUAUAUAUACAACCUUGUUUUAAUCAAGUGUGUGAUGUUGUCAAAUCUUGAGUAUGUUACUGAAAUACUGUGGUUCUGUGUUUUGUCUGACGACAUAUUGUGGUACUGAACGACCAACUAACUAAGCUUACCAACGACCAUUUUGUUUAAGGCCAACCCUAACUUGUUUUGUGCCCUAACUAACUAAACAUAUUAUGUUUCAGACUUUCAGUAGCUGUAGCCUGUAAGUUCUAAAUUUUGACUCCGAUCUUCUAACCUUUCAGUUGAACACUUGUCUAUCAUCACGAUUUAAUUCUUCCAUGGCUUAGUAGUAUCAACAGUUCAAUAAUACCUAGAUAUUAGUCCAUUUUGCUACAUUGUUAACUCAUUUGUCAUGAUAAGUUCAUAACUAAAUUGCAGGAGCUAAUUUGAAUUCAAUACAUUAUUUUCUUUGGUUAAGUGGGUCUUAGAUCAAUUUUUUGUUUGCAUAAAUGGAGUCAGGUUUACAUUUAUUUUUGCAUUCCAUUUACAUGUAAACUUUUUUUAUGCUCCUUCUCUUUGAUGAAUGGAGUCAUGUUUAUUUCUGAUUUUCAUGAAAAGUUGUUCGAGGUUACUGGAUCACAAUCCAUCCUGGAGCAGCCUUAUGAAAAGAAGUAGCUAAAUUUUCUAUGGGUAAAUAUUUAUUUAAAAUAUGGUGUGAAAUCUGUUUUCUUUCCUAAUGCACACGAAUAUUUGUCCAAGAAGAUGUUCUGCUGGAAUCUUUUAAUGGCCACAUGGUAAUUAGUAUUUGAGGGUUAACAGGGCAAAUGAGGCUUGCUGCAAUCGUUUGACUCUGAAUUUAUAAAGUUUUUAGGGUGCACAUGUCUUACAAAUUAGUUUACGCUGCUAUAAAUUUGAAGAGUUAGAGCAAAUUUGUAUAAAUUAAAUAAAUGAAAAUACACUACUGGGCAAAGCCCUGGUAGUAUUUCCAGUUAAAAAAAAAGAUUUAGAGCAAGCAAAAGGUAUGUUUGUACUUGGUUUCUUAUUCUGAUAGAGCUAGCAAGCAAGAUGUCCUGGAUGGAAUAUUGAUGACACCUUUGACUUCGUUUACUAAGAUUUGGUGCAUGCAUAACAGUGGGUCUAUCAUGUGGCCCUUGGGCACACAGCUUAUAUGGGUUGGUGCUGAUCAGUUUGCACUGCAGACCUUUGUUCCAUUAAAGGUAGCUACUAUGUAUACUGCGACCUCUUUUUAGUUUACUGUUCUAAUUGUCGUUUGGACUUCAUGCUAUUUAAAACAUGUCAAAUCAGUUAGACAAUUACCAUUCUUUGUAUCUGCAUUGCCAUUUUAUCCAUUGGUGCACUUGUUAGCAAAUGUUUUGAUGAGGACAUCAACACCAUCGAUACAUCCACGUCUCCCCAUGUACAGCAUGAUGGUCCUAUUACCCGCGCUCGUGCACGUCAACUAAAUUAUCAGGUGAGUUCUUUCUUGAGUUCAUAUUCCUCGUCUUUAUACCCCGGAGACGCGUGCACUCGUGUUUUACUCAGGAACGAUGGAGAGGAUCCAAUGGGAAGAGGAUUCGCGCGGGGUGGAUUCGGACUGCAGGGCAGCGCCAACUUCUGACGGCCGCCACGACUUCAUGCGAACUCCGAUUUGGGCGUGCAAGUACUUCAUGGAAAGCUUAUCAAGUCUACUUUCAAAUGGAUCCAGUCACAUGUCCAUAUCUGUUCUGGAGCGGCCGCAAUUGUCAUUUUACUCCCGACUAUUUUCUGUCCAUGGUGUUGCGUCACCUCUUUUGGCCCAAUGGACUGUGUAUCCAAGUUGGGCCCAUUAGGGGCGCGUCCUAGGGUUGGAGCACAACCCUAUGGUCGUUCUUCCCCUCUUCUUAUACCUCUAGUCGCCGCCAAGAACAUGCGGGUUCUUCCCCUCUUCUUCCCCUCUUCUUGCUACCGGCUCGCAGCGCGCGUGUUGGCUAAACCGCCCGUCUGCCUGUAAUCGGAACCCCACCAUAUCGUGUUUGAUAGUGAAACUUUCAUCUUUAUCUAGCAAUUUCAGUGCUUGUCCUACAUGUUCUUGCUUGUUCUUCGAUUGCUUGCAGGACGAGUGCCCUCGUGGCCGGGUUGACGCGCACCACAAGUUCGCGGCGACCAUUGGAGACGGUGUAUCGGUUGCUAAGGCGCAGCGUCUUUGGACAGUUGUAGUCGGGCCGUGAACGUCGUCUUCAUCUAAUCGAGUUAUCCCUUACCUCUCAUCAAAAGAUCGGGCCACAAACCCUAGCGGGUUCGCAUCAGGUGGUAUCAGAGCGUGGUUCAUCGGUGAGAGAAUUUACCCUUCCCUUCGUCAUUAAUUUUUUUUUCCUAUAGUCCAGAAAAGACCAACAAAAAAAAAUAGUAGAUUAGUUUUCCCGUGAUCCUAUAGACCAUUGUGCUUUUUUACUAGUACUGCUUAGUUAAGGCUUGUUGAGUUUUCGAUUGCAUCGGUUGUGUUAAUUUGCUGGUCUUAGUGUUAGGCGAUUAGAGUUUCGAGUUCUUGCCACCACCGUCACCACCGUCGCAGUCACCCACCAAAUCACUUUCUAUUUGUGUUUGAUCUGUUGCCGAUAGCUUUUGUGAGUUGCCUUGUAUCCUGCCGCCACUAGAAAGGAAAUAGAACCCUGAUUCGAGUGACCUUCCUUAAAACAGUCAUAUCUUUUUCAUACGGACUCGAAAUUAGGCUUAUAAUAUAUCCACGGACAUCUACAAAAAAAGUUACAUCCGAUUCUCCCCUGCUUUGCCGGGUUCGGCAAAUUUAAAAUCGCCAAAUUCCUCUUGCAAAAUUCUGUUUUUGUAGCGAGAAGCUUCGGGACCUAUUCGCAUAGAACUUUGAAAAAAUUCUACAAGCUUCAUACUUUGUCCGUUUGAGAUAAGAUUUUCUGUGGUUGGUUCUAGUGUGCUUCUGGUUGUGAAAAAAAUAUCAAAAAAAUAAAAAAAAAGUAGUGUCUCUCUCCUCAGCACUAGAGAGCAAGAAAAAAAAAAGAGGAUCCAGCGAGCACACCCCACCAUUCCCCCUUUGUCACCACCUUCCACCACCGGUUCUUGUUUUCGUUGCUGUUUGGGUUUGUGUUUUGUGGCGUCCUUUGUGGUUAGGCUCGCGUCUCUACUUUGACUAGCCUAGGACCAGCACUGUACACUAUACCCUUGAGCGAUUAUUCAAUUUGCUUUGGCUAACGUGGUUUCUAGUUUUCUCUUGAGCAUUGCUUUCAGCCCACCAACAGCUCCACCACAAACCCGACUACAGCUUGACAGGUCUUGUUGCUUCAGCACCGAUACACCUCGUUCCACGGUUGCUAACUUGUGGGUUGCUGUCCCCCUCCUGUGGGCAAGGUAAGAACUGGUAAGAGCUUGUGAGACAAGCUGCGAGUGAAGUGAGAGUGAGCGUCUUGCAAAAGCUACAUCCCAAUAGUUGUGUAGGGCUUACAUUACAUCGUCCGUUGUUUUGUUGUCCUUCAUUUCUAAACCAUGGCAGGUCCAGAGGAUAAAGAUGAGGAGGGUGCAUCUCAUUCCCCACGCACCAAAGGCAUCAUCCAAUACUUUACAAGGCAAGUGAAGCAGCACACAGAAGGACUUGAUACAGAUUUGCAGGUGACAAAUGAGAAGAUUGGACAAUUGGAGUCCACGCAGAUCUCCACCAACACUAAGCUUAUAGGGCUGGAGACAGCGGUCGCCCGCAUUGACACUAGCCUUGCUGCUCUUGUGAGGCAUUUUGAUGCUCUCAAUGCUGGAGGCAAUGGUGGGGGUAAUGACGAUGACAUUGACGGAGAGUACGUCGAGGAUAAUUUGGAGGAUGAAUAUAUUGCUGACACUGAACAAGAUGAUCGAGAUGCUCGAGAUCGUCGACGGCUACACAACAAUCGAUGAGGUAUGGGUGGUCGCCGCCGACGCGAGGUACGCAACAAUGAUGAUGCUUUUUCUAAAAUUAAAUUUAAGAUUCCUCCUUUUGAUGGAAAAUAUGAUACUGAUGCGUACCUCUCUUGGGAGAUUGCUGUUGACCAAAAAUUUGCAUGCCAUGAGUUUCCUGAGAACACUAGAGUUAGAGCUGCUACGAGUGAGUUCACCGAUUUUGCUUCGGUUUGGUGGAUAGAACAUGGCAAGAAAAAUCCUAAUAACAUGCCACAAACUUGGGAUGCUUUGAAACGGGUCAUGCGGGCUAGAUUUGUUCCUUCUUACUAUGCACGUGACUUGCUGAAUAGGUUGCAACAAUUGAGACAGGGUACGAAAAAUGUAGAGGAAUAUUAUCAGGAGUUACAAAUGGGCUUGCUUCGUUGUAAUUUAGAGGAAACUGAGGACGCUGCCAUGGCUAGAUUUUUGGGUGGGUUAAACCGCGAGAUUUAUGACAUCGUAGACUAUAAAGAUUACACUAAUAUGACCCGAUUGUUUCAUCUUGCUUGUAAGGCUGAAAGGGAAGUGCAGAGACGACGUGCUAGUGCCAAGGCUAAUUUUUCUGCAGGUAAAACUUCAUCAUGGCAGACACGCACCACUCCUCCGGCCGGCCGUACUGCUUCUCCAUCUUCCACACCCACAACCAGUCGAGCAGCACCUCCUCCAUCUAGUGACAAGUCAGCGACAAAGGCUGCUCAGCCAGCACCGAGUGCUUCUUCAAUGGCAUCCACAGGCCGAAUGAGAGAUGUUCAGUGCCACCGUUGCAAGGGCUUUGGGCAUGUGCAGCGUGACUGCCCUAGCAAGCGAGUUUUGGUAGUAAAAAACGAUGGUGAGUACUCCUCUGCUAGUGAUUUCGAUGAUGAUACACUUGCUUUGCUUGCGGCUGACCAUGCAGAUAAUGAGCCACCGGAAGAGCACAUUGGGGCUGCAUUUGCGGAUCACUAUGAGAGCCUCAUUGUGCAGCGUGUCCUUAGCGCACAAAUGGAGAAGGCGGAGCAAAAUCAGCGACACACGUUCCAAACAAAGUGUGUCGUCAAAGAGCGUUGUUGCCGCAUGAUCAUUGAUGGAGGUAGCUGCAACAACUUGGCUAGCAGCGAGAUGGUGGAGAAGCUUGCACUUAGCACCAAACCGCACCCACAUCCAUACUACAUCUAAUGGCUGAACAACAGUGGUAAGGCGAAGGUAACAAAA
This is a messenger RNA of Oryza sativa Japonica Group (Japanese rice), 5729 nucleotides long. NCBI's taxonomy places the organism in Eukaryota, Viridiplantae, Streptophyta, Magnoliopsida, Poales, Poaceae. The record is from RefSeq and is a predicted model, not a curated record.